Brenthis ino (lesser marbled fritillary) is the source of this 816-nucleotide messenger RNA. The record is from the annotation of a GenBank genome assembly. NCBI's taxonomy places the organism in Eukaryota, Metazoa, Arthropoda, Insecta, Lepidoptera, Nymphalidae.
AUGUGGAAGACGUUAAGAAAAUUUGGUCUAGAUUACGACGAUUUCCCAACAAUUAUGGAAAACGUGAAUAAUUUGCUGAGAAUUUUGACAAUUGAUAUUUUGAAAAAUACUAAACGUCUAGUCCCAAUGUUCGAAUCGCCUAAUUUUGAAAUAGCUACAGUUAUAAAUAUUUCUAGCAUUGCCUUCGGUAUAUACACAUUAGUCAGUAUAGCAGUGUAUGUUAUUGUCAUAGUAGGCUAUAUAGAAUGCCAGAUGCAAGCUUUGAGUGAAGAACUGGAAAACGUUUGGCAAGACAGUUUAAACUUCUAUAAUUUCAACAAACACAUUAUACGUAACAAAAUAUACGUUAUGGAUAUAAAAAAAGAAAUAAUGAAUGAGUUUAUUAGAGUUCGUUUGAGAGAUAUCAUAAAACUUCACAUUAUCAAUAUUAAUCUAUUGCAUGAAGUAGAUCAAGAAUUACGUCCGACUGUGGCUAUGGAAUUCAGUAUUAUGACUUUUUCCAUAACAGCUGAACUCCUUGGUGGUUUGGAAAACACGCUUCUGCAAUUACCAUAUACUAUUUUACAAGUGUUCAUGGAUUGUCUUGCAGGGCAACGUCUGAUUGACGCUUGCAAUAAUUUUGAAAACGCUGUGUAUAGUUGCAAGUGGGAACAUUUUAAUGUAGAAAAUCAGAAAACCGUACUAUUGAUGUUAAGAAUAGCUAAGAAGACUUUGGUUCUAUCAGCUGGAGGAGUAGCAAAGUUAAAUUUUGAAUGUUUAAUGAUGAUACUGAGAUCUACUUAUUCUGCAUAUACUACAUUAAAAUCCACAUUGAAA